GAACAUUAAAUCUGCUGCAACAAAACGUCAAGCGCCCACAGACAGACGUAAACUAUUGAAGUGGCUGUUCUCCACGAUCGCAAGAUUUUCUUUUAUAUAUUUGCUAUCGUUAACAAUGCCGAGCUUGACGCGGCACGAUCGCGCGGUGGGUGCGCUCAUGGGUGCCUUCAUCGGAGACGCACUUGGCAUGGGUGUGCACUGGUACUAUAACCUGGAAGAAAUGCACAAGGAUCACGGGGAUUGGGUGAGCGGCUACACCAAUCCAGUUGCUGGACGUUACCACGAUGCACUCAAGGCUGGCGAUCUGACCCAGGCUGGCUACAUUUUGAAGCUCACGAUGCAGGCGGUGGUGGAGAGCAAAGGAUACAACGAGGCCGCCUUUUGUCAAAAGCUGGACAACGAACUAUUUCCUAAGAUGAACGGCGAGCCGAUGGCGGGCCCUGGCGGCUCUACCAGCCAGUCGAUUCGCGCGGUGUAUCGGCAGCGCAAAGCUGGAAUUCCGUGGUCCGAAACGGGAAGCAACGCUGACACGACGGAAGCUAUUGAACGCGUUCUCGCUUUGGGCGUCCUGCACGCCGACGACCUCCGCUCUCUCGCGGAAGACGUGACCAGCAACACCAAUCUCACCCAAAACGACGAGCUUGUGGUGAGUUUGACGGUGGCCUACAACGCUGUUUUGGCGCUCCUUGUGCAGGGGAAACCGUUGGAUGUGAGCAUCACCGACCGUCUGUUUGAGCUGGUGAACUCCGGCGCCUUGCCUUUUCACUCCGUCACCUCCGGCAAGCUGCAUCCCCCAGCGAAGGGCUCCGCGGAUCCCCCGCGUGCCGGUAAGUUCUCCUCGCCGGAUGGGCUCAUUACUCCGUCAACGUGCGCCGCCGCAGCCGCCGACUCGUCGAACAUCCGCAUCGAACCCGCCUCCAAGGUGUCUCUCGUGUACGGCAUGCCGUGCGCAGUCUACCACGUCCUGCCAGCAGCUUACUACCUCUCUGCGCGCUUUAACAACGAUUUCGAGUCGGCCGUGCUGCACGCGGUGAACGGUGGCGGACAGAACUGUGCACGUGCCAUGCUGACGGGUGCUCUAGUGGGAGCGCAGGUCGGUUUCUCUGGCAUUCCGUCUCGCUUCGUGGAAGGCUUGACAGAGCAGGAGGAGCUGGUGAAACUUGCCAACGACUUUGCGGAUUUGAUGGAAGACAGCCCGUCUGCGUAG
Messenger RNA from Leptomonas pyrrhocoris, 1207 nucleotides. RefSeq lists its product as hypothetical. NCBI's taxonomy places the organism in Eukaryota, Euglenozoa, Kinetoplastea, Trypanosomatida, Trypanosomatidae. The transcript has a single exon. The record is from RefSeq and is a predicted model, not a curated record. Bases 116 to 1207 code for a protein of 363 amino acids.